GGCGGGGCGGGGCGCGGCGGGCCCCGCGUCCCUCUCGCGCGCGGUCGCUCUCCUCCCUCACAGGCGGCACGUCCGCGGUGAGUGAGUGGCGUUGGCGGGCUGUCAAUCCUCGCCGCGCGGCCGGCGGCGGGCGGCGGGCCAUAAAUUCCGGCGGGCCGGUAUUUUUGCACAUUGCUUCGCAGAGAGUGUGUAAUUAAUUUUUUUGUUGAAUUUUUUUUGUUUUUUCUUUCUUUCUUUUUGUUUUUUUUUUCCACAGUUCUUUCCCCGUUAUUUCCGCUCUUUUUUUGCACAAGUUCAAACUUUUGAUUGCUGCUGCCUCACCCCCGCUGCACAGACCGGGGACCAUUUGUUAUUAUUUUGUAAGGGGGGAGGGCGAUUAAUUUUUUUAAUUAUUACUAUUCUUUUUUUCCCCGAUUGUGUUUUCUUGGCUUUUUUUAUGUUGCAGUUUGGGGGUGGGGGUGUUCGCCUGGUUUGUUGUGGUUUUUGCCGUUUGCCACCCUCCUAACUUCUUCAGGAUUUGAAAGCGAGUUUUAUUUUUGUUAUUUUGGCUUUUAUUAUUUUUUAUUAUUUUUAAUUUUGCCUUUUUUUUUUUGCAAAGAAGAUUUUUGGACAAGUGGGGAAAGACAUAAAAAAAAAGCAACAAUAAAAAUAAAAAAAUAAAACCACAAAUAGAGCUGUGGAGGAAGAUUGUACCAGGAAAACUGCAGAGACACCCCACCAGCUCAUCCAUCCAAGCCACAGAGAUGAUGAUGAUGAUGAAGGAAGAUUGUAACUAAGGAAGAGAGUGAUUUACAGCACCGGGAAGGAGAGGAGAGUGGAAUAAACAGCUGAGAUCCGGUCAAAACACAAAUACUGAUUUUUUUUUACUCCUGUUGUUGUUUUGUUUGGCUUUUUCCCCUCUUUCUCCGUCUCGGGGGUGCGCGGGCGCCGAGCGGACCCGGCGCUGCCCCCCCCCCGGCCCGGCCCGCGGGAGCCAUGGACGAUCAGUCCAGGAUGCUGCAGACUCUGGCCGGCGUCAACCUGGCCGGGCACUCGGUGCAGGGGGGCAUGGCCCUGCCUCCUCCCCACGGACACGACGGGGCAGACGGCGACGGCAGGAAGCAGGACAUCGGCGACAUCCUCCAUCAGAUCAUGACCAUCACUGACCAAAGCCUGGAUGAGGCACAAGCAAAGAAGCACGCGUUGAACUGCCACAGGAUGAAACCCGCCUUGUUCAGCGUCCUCUGCGAGAUCAAGGAGAAAACAGGUUUGAGCAUCCGAGGAGCCCAGGAGGAAGACCCUCCCGAUCCCCAGCUAAUGAGACUAGACAAUAUGCUUCUGGCAGAAGGAGUCUCAGGUCCGGAGAAAGGUGGGGGAUCGGCGGCAGCAGCUGCAGCCGCAGCAGCCUCUGGAGGGUCUUCAGAUAACUCUAUUGAACACUCAGAUUACAGAGCCAAAUUGACCCAGAUCAGACAAAUCUAUCACACAGAGCUGGAGAAAUAUGAACAGGCAUGUAAUGAAUUUACCACACAUGUGAUGAACCUUCUCAGAGAACAGAGCCGGACACGUCCCAUUUCUCCCAAGGAGAUUGAAAGGAUGGUGGGCAUCAUUCAUCGAAAAUUCAGCUCCAUCCAGAUGCAACUCAAACAAAGUACUUGUGAAGCAGUAAUGAUUUUAAGAUCAAGGUUCCUCGAUGCCAGACGGAAAAGGCGUAACUUCAGUAAACAAGCCACGGAAAUCUUGAAUGAGUAUUUCUACUCCCACCUCAGUAACCCCUACCCCAGUGAAGAAGCCAAAGAAGAGCUGGCAAAGAAAUGCAGCAUCACGGUAUCGCAGGUGUCCAACUGGUUUGGCAAUAAGAGAAUCAGGUACAAGAAGAACAUCGGGAAGUUCCAGGAAGAAGCCAAUCUCUACGCGGCAAAGACGGCUGUGACCGCAGCGCAUGCCGUGGCCGCGGCGGUCCAGAACAACCAGACAAACUCCCCCACCACACCAAACUCUGGUGGAUACCCUGCGUCAUGUUAUCAAUCAGACGGGAGGAUACAAUGAUGGCUUGGGAGGAAAUUCACUGUACAGUCCACAUAAUUUAAAUGCUAAUGGAGGCUGGCAGGACGCAACUACUCCAUCUUCUGUGACUUCCCCUACAGAAGGGCCGGGAAGUGUGCACUCUGAUACCUCUAACUAAUCUCCUAGCAACACUUUUUCCCUGAGCUGAGAUGCCUUGAUUAGCGCAUUCAGAGCCACAGGAGAAAAAGGAAAAGAGUUUUUUUGUAGCCAACCACCUACAGCUUUACUGUAAAACCUUGUCUUAUUAGAAAAACUUGGUAAAUCUGUUUUUUAAAGGUAUCAUAAUCAUUUGUAUUUAUACUUAAAACACACAAUGUUAAAAAGCACUUUAUCCAAUUAGGCCAAGAUUUAGCAUUGUUUAUAGCCCUGUAACUAUUUUAUCAUAAUUUAUUAUCAGCAGUUUUAACAAUGUUGGUCUAACAGUUGCCAAUUACUUGGCCUUAAGGGUAAAAGUACAGGACAAGCUUAACCUCAAUAGCAAGAGCAGACACAAAGAACCGCCUCACCUAAAUUUAACUUUGUGCAUAUUUCCAUGGAAAGUCGGAAUGAAUUGCAGACUUUGAUUGUGUUUCCUCUUUUCAUAUCUCUUAUAGAGUUGGAAUAAAAAGAGCUGUUCGGUUAUUUCGGUUAACAAUGGUUGUGUUUAAGAAUCCUUAUUCGUCACAUUUUUGUUGUGAUCUGUUGUCUUACAAAUUAGAUUGGAAACCAGGAACAUCUUUUCUUGCUAAAACUACCCCGGACCCUGAGUCUCCUCCCUGUGUUUCGACACCGGCCAUAGGUUGUACUUAGGAGAUGAAGACACUUGCUGCUGAUGUCUGUGAAAGCCAAGACCCGGGGUUUUACAGUACGAGCUAGGUGCUGCACACGCCUGCCAAGGCUUGGUACCUCUUCUUGGCAGCACACCGCAAACAAAGGAAAAAGGCAAAGGAAAAAAAGCACCAUCAUAUGGAGUGUUGUACAUAGUGUAGCAAAAGAGUAUUUAUACAUCUCACCAAUCAAACACAGCUUUAUUACCUCAUGCGAACUCAUACAAACCAAUAGACUUUCAACAUGUUCUGUAGCUUAGAGUGCUCACUUACUACCUCUGAACGAUACUCACGCUGUAGUUUGUCUCUUUCUUAUCUUUUUUGCAUCUUGUAAUUAACUCUUUGUUUCCCCAUGAAAUGUAAUGUACAUUGUAAUCUUUUAAAAGAAUCAGGGUUGCUUGGGCAACUUUUAAAGAAGCGAAAAGUGGGAACAUGGGGGUCUGGGGUUUAACACAAACCAGUGCAACUGUUGUAAAUACUGAGAAACAUUUUGAAUGUUCUUCAUCUUGUUACUAAUCCACACAGAAAACCAACAACUAAUUGUAAUGCAUACAGACUUCAGUAUUCAGUACUGUAUAUUGCCCCCUGUGUAACAGGGGGCCCUUUCUUUCUCUCUUUUGUAUUGUAUGCGAUUCUGAAACUGAUUGAGUCAUGAAAAUAAUUUGUGGCAGUGAUUCUAAUGUAUUAAACCGUUUCGUGUUACUUUCUAACUGGAUUACACCCUGGAUUGAAAAGUCUUCCUCGUGGUAGUUAUAUGUAGUUUCAAACAUGAAUAAACUUUUUGCUUUCAUGAUCAAA
This is a messenger RNA of Neopsephotus bourkii (Bourke's parrot), 3650 nucleotides long. It is a transcript of the gene PBX3, whose product is annotated as PBX homeobox 3. Gene Ontology annotation, cellular component: nucleus. The transcript has 8 exons. Bases 976 to 2028 code for a protein of 350 amino acids. Gene Ontology annotation, molecular function: RNA polymerase II cis-regulatory region sequence-specific DNA binding; DNA-binding transcription factor activity, RNA polymerase II-specific. Gene Ontology annotation, biological process: embryonic organ development; brain development; animal organ morphogenesis. Lineage: Eukaryota; Metazoa; Chordata; Aves; Psittaciformes; Psittacidae. The record is from RefSeq and is a predicted model, not a curated record.